UCAUUAAAUGGAGAUGAUCCAUGCCAAGUCCCACCGACAGUUCCUCUAUACUUGCGAAUUGCGAUUCAUCUUUCGAGCAAAUCUACAUCCAUGUCCUCAGGCGACACUAACCUUCCUCGCGUCCUCCUCCUCCCGAGCUCCGGCAUGGGCCAUCUCGUUCCCUUCGUUCGCCUCGCCAGCGCGCUUUCCGAACGUUGCAUCUCAGUCUCUCUCCUCGCCGUCCGCCCCACCAUAUCCGCCGCCGAAUCCCUCCUUCUAUCCUCCCUCCCAUCCUCCCUCCUUCUCGACUUCCCCAUCAAACCUCUCGAUCCCUCUCUCUUCCCCCCGUCCUCAGAUCCCUUCUUCCUCCAAAUGGAAGCUCUUCGCCGCUCGGCCGACCUACUCCCUUCGUUCAUCUCCACCUGCUCACCACCGGUCUCCUCCCUCAUCAUAGAUAUCUCCAUCGCCUCCUCCUUUCUCCCAGUUGCUGCCGCCGCGAAAAUCCCCUGCUUCGUCCUUUUCACCUCCUCUGCUUCCAUGCUCGCUCUCUGCUCUGUUUUCGCCUUCCUCUCCACACCCACCGCCGGCGCUGACGUUAACAUCGCCGGCGGCGUCCUCAAGAUUCCAACUUCCUCUCUCCCGCCGCCUCUCCGUGACCCGAACCACCUCUUUACCACCCAAUUCGUGGAGAACGGUCGGGCGCUUGCUCAAGCAAACGGUAUCCUCGUGAAUACAUUUUCCGCAUUGGAGCCCGAAGUACUCGUUGCGCUCAACUCCGGCGCGGUCCUUCCCGGACUCCCGCCGGUGAUUGCUAUAGGCCCGUUGCCUCCGGUAAAAAAGCAACCAUCUUUGCCCUCGCCAGCACUACGGUGGCUCGAUGAACAGCAGGAGAAGUCGGUGAUGUACGUGAGCUUCGGAAGUCGUACGGCGAUGUCGAAGGAACAAAUCAGAGCAUUGGGUGCCGGGCUGGAGAAUAGCGGGUGUCGGUUUUUCUGGGUGGUGAAAAGCGCGAAGGUGGAUAGAGAAGAGGUAAUGGAGAUUGAGGAAUUGUUGGGAGAAGAGUAUGCGAAGAGAGUGGAAGAGAGGGGAUUGGUGGUGAAGGAGUGGGUGGAGCAGGAGGUGGUUCUUUCUCACCGCGCCGUGGCCGGAUUCAUGAGCCACUGUGGUUGGAAUUCAGUGACGGAGGCGGCGGCGGCGGGGGUGAGGAUCCUCGCAUGGCCGAGAAUGGGAGAUCAAAGAGUGAAUGCGGCGGUUGUGGCUAGAAGCGGACUGGGAAUUUGGCCGGAGAAGUGGGCGUGGGAGGCUGAAGAAAGAGUCGUGGCGGCGGAGGAGAUAGCGGUUAAGGUGAGGGAAAUGAUGAGAGAUGAGAGGCUGGCGGAGACGGCGGCGCAGGUCCAGGCGGAGGCGACGGCGGCGGUUCAGGAAGGUGGGAGCUUGGAUCAGAGCUGCGGCUAUUUGUUAAAGAAAUUGUGAUGCGAGAGAAUUGUUAUCAAGAUUUUAUGAUCAUGUUUCGUUUAUGUUCAAUUUUCAAACGGGUUCAAUCAGGCUUGUCUUCUUUCUGUAAUUGCAUUCUGACUCGACUUGAUUAUAGGUUGUUUAUAAUUAUAUGUUUAAGCAAUUAAAUAAGUUUGAACAAAUUUUAGAUA
This is a messenger RNA of Dendrobium catenatum, 1625 nucleotides long. Its product is annotated as UDP-glucose:2-hydroxyflavanone C-glucosyltransferase-like. NCBI's taxonomy places the organism in Eukaryota, Viridiplantae, Streptophyta, Magnoliopsida, Asparagales, Orchidaceae. The record is from RefSeq and is a predicted model, not a curated record. Bases 91 to 1452 code for a protein of 453 amino acids. The transcript has a single exon. Gene Ontology annotation, molecular function: UDP-glycosyltransferase activity.